AUGGAGAAGGAGAUGGAGGCGUUCGUGCAGCAGCACCAGGCGCAGCUGGUGGCGGCGCAAGUGCCCGAGCGACUGUGGCCCGUGGCCUACUACAAGCUCAAGCACGAGGUGUUUGACGCCGGCAACUACUUCUUCCUGGCUCGUGACGAGGACGGAGACCUGCACGCCGUUGUGCGCGACGACGUGGACCUCUCGCCCGUGCAGCCCGACGCCGAUGAAGCGCUCUUCCUGGUGGACCACGCCUGGACCUUCGCGGCGGACAAGGCACACGAGCAGCUGGAGGCCGUGCCGCCGCUCCUGGAGCGAAUGGAGAACCUCAUGCAGCUCGAGGCCGGCGAUCUCUCCAAGGAAGACCGCGUGGCUGCCGUGGCCGACCGCGUCUGGCGCUACACCAACACGUACCGCCUUGGCAACGUCAAGCCCGAGGACGCGUCGACGAUCUGGUACGUCAUGGACGAGGUCGGAUCUGCCAUCGAGCACGGAGACGAGCCCAACGUGCGCAUGGCUCCGUUCUACUUCGGCGAGUCGCAGUGCGCGUUCUCGCUCGUGUGGACGGUGCAGCCCAUUGAAGGCGGCGACUUCCUCGCUCGCGACUAUUUCCCGGAGUACGCGGCGGACGCAGCAAUGCACAAGGCGCUGCUGGCUGCGCUGUUCUACGAGCCUGGCAAGGCUGACAGCCCGUACCUCGAAGAGCUGCAGGAGAUCGUCGCUGUGCGCAAGAACCAGUACACGCUGGAGAGCGCUCGUGCGAAGUUCCACGCCAUCGUCAGCCGUGACUCGGAGACGCUCCCGGACCCGGCUACGACGGUCUCGUCCCCGCCACUCUCCACCAUUGUGGCGGGCUCGGAGCAGCUUCGCGUGUGUUCCGACCUCCAGUUGGUGCACGACAACUUGACCCACCCGCGCUUUACUCUCGUGGACAACGAAGAGGAGGCGCAGGUUGUCUGGUCCACCCGACACCUCAAGGACUUCCCGAAGUACGCCAACAACGAGAACGUGCAGAUCAUCAACCAGUUCCCGAACGAGAAGGUCCUCACGUGCAAGGACCUGCUCUACGAAAUGUGCAAGCUGCACAAUGACGGCGUGCAGCCUGAGUGGCUCGCUGAGACGUACAACAUGACGAGCGAGUUCCCCGAGCUCAUUUCCGAGUUCAUUAGCCGUGACCUCGCUGCUCACGCGAAUGGCGAUGACGACGAUGAGGCCAACCACUGGAUCUGCAAGCCCUGGAACAUGGCGCGCUCGAUCGACACGUGCAUCGCGCAGAACGCGCCCCACCUCGCGCGCCUUACCGAAACGGGACCCAAGAUCGCGUGCAAGUACAUCCACCGCCCUCUGCUCAUUGACCAGCGCAAGUUCGACAUCCGUUUCCUGGUGAUGGUCAAGUUGACGGAGCCCCUGGAGCUGUACCUGAGCGGCGUCUACUGGCUCCGCAUCGCCAACAAGGAGUUCACCAUGGACAACUUCCAGGACUUUGAGAAGCACUUCACCGUCAUGAAUUACACGGACUUUGCCGUGCGUAUCAUGGACAACGCGGAGUUUGUCGAGCGCUUCGACAACGAGUACCCGAGCGAGGACUGGUCCAUGGUGUACGCCGAGAUCUGCUCCUCCAUCAAGAAGCUCUUCGAGUUCGCCACGGCGCAGCCUCCUCCGCUUGGCCUCGGCCGCUGCACCAAGUCCCGUGCGCUUUACGGAGUGGACGUUAUGCUGGCGUGGGAAGACGACGAGGAGACUGGCGAGGAGCGUCUGCGUCCGGUGAUCCUGGAGGCCAACUUCCAGCCGGACUGCACGCGCGCCUGCAAGUACUUCCCACAGUUCUACAACGACCUCAUGAAUGUCCUCGUGCUUGAUCGCCCGGAGGACACGGUGCACGGAGCCACCCGCCUUUAA
Messenger RNA from Phytophthora sojae, 1887 nucleotides. RefSeq lists its product as hypothetical. Lineage: Eukaryota; Oomycota; Peronosporomycetes; Peronosporales; Peronosporaceae. Gene Ontology annotation, biological process: protein modification process. The record is from RefSeq and is a predicted model, not a curated record. Bases 1 to 1887 code for a protein of 628 amino acids. The transcript is spliced from 4 exons.